Molecule: messenger RNA, 4841 nt
Organism: Aphidius gifuensis
Lineage: Eukaryota; Metazoa; Arthropoda; Insecta; Hymenoptera; Braconidae
Product: sodium-dependent neutral amino acid transporter B(0)AT3
Exons: 12
Coding region: 447-2690 (747 amino acids)
Biological process (GO): sodium ion transmembrane transport
Cellular component (GO): plasma membrane
Source: RefSeq, a predicted model, not a curated record
CAUAAAUUUUUUUUUUUUUUCAUCCCAAACAGAUGAAAGGAUAAUGUUUCGUAAUAUGUGACCAGAGGGUGCCACAUAUUACGAACAGUAGUAAGUGCCUCUUGUACCCCAAAGGAACAACACCUUUAAUAUUGUGUUGUCUCCUUAAUUUUGACCCCAUCCCUCUGCCCCCGACAGAAUCCUAAUUUUAAAUAAAAUAAUAUAUUAGUAUUUAUAACUUACUAUAAGAAAAAUGUUGAGUAAAUAGUUAUAAUCAUAUUAUUUUUUUAAAUGGAGUUACCAAAAGUUGUGAUGAAUUAUUAAUUUUGGUAUAAACUUAAACCACCAACAAAAUUGUCAAUAUCAAUUUAACAAAAAAAUAAAAUAAAUAAGAAGAUAUAAGAAUAAUAAUUCAUGCAAAAAAAAUAAAUAGACAGCAAAUAAUUGGUUCAUUAUCGUUAUAAAAAAUGGCAAACACAGCACAUUUAGUGAGAAGACAAAGUUCACGUGAUUUAAAACCACAAAAAAGUGUUGAUAGAUUGGAAAUGAAAGAAUUAGUUGUCGAAAGUCGUAAGAAUCCAACAGCCAUCAAUUAUGGUGCAACAAAUGCUGGAUUUGAUGAUUCAAGUCCGAACAAAAAGAACAAAGGGCUCGUUAAUGCAGAGGGCAGCGGGGGUACAAGUGGUAAUACAAGCAGUAAUAUUGCUGUUGUUGAAAGAAGUAAACUUGGUAGUAAUGAGGGCAAAGCAACAUUUCGUCCAGAAUCUGGUGAAGAUGAACGUGAAAAUUGGGACAGCAAAUUGACAUUUUUACUUGCAACUGUUGGAUAUGCUGUUGGCCUUGGUAAUGUUUGGAGAUUUCCUUAUCUUGCACAAAAAAAUGGUGGAGGAGCAUUUUUGAUUCCAUAUUUUAUAAUGCUGGCUAUAGAAGGAAUUCCAAUUUUUUAUUUAGAACUUGCAAUUGGACAGAGACUAAGAAAAGGUGCCAUUGGUGUUUGGAAUCAGGUCUCACCGUUUUUGGGAGGAAUUGGUAUAAGCAGUGCUGUUGUUUCUUUCAAUGUUGCUCUUUAUUACAACACAAUUAUUGCCUGGUGUCUCUUUUACUUUGUACAGAGUUUUCAAUCAGAAUUACCAUGGUCUGAAUGUCCAAAUCGAUAUUUUCACAAUGGCUCUUAUGCAGUUGAGCCUGAGUGUCAAUUGAGUGGUCCAACACAAUAUUUUUGGUAUCGAACAACUCUCAUGAUAUCAAAAGAUAUCAAUUCACCAGAAGUAUUUAAUUGGAAAAUUGCAAUGGCACUUGUUGUUGCUUGGAUAUUAGUAUACAUGUGUAUGAUCAAAGGAAUUGCAUCAUCUGGAAAAGUUGUUUAUGUGACAGCAACAUUUCCAUAUAUUGUAUUAAUAAUAUUUUUCUUCCGUGGAGUUACAUUACCUGGAAUGUCUGAUGGUCUUCGUCACCUUUUUACACCAAAAUGGUGGACAUUAACUGAUCCUGUUGUUUGGCUUGAAGCAGGUACUCAAAUAUUUUUUUCUCUUGGCCUUGCAUUUGGUGGCUUAAUUGCAUUUUCAUCAUACAAUCCCGUCAAUAAUAAUUGUUAUCGUGAUGCAAUAUUAGUCAGUUUAACAAAUUGUUUUACAUCGAUGUUUGCUGGAAUAGUUGUAUUUUCAAUAAUUGGUUUCAAAGCAACAAUGGUAUAUGAACAAUGUCUAGAAGAUCGUAAUUCAACAUUGCUAAAUGUUUUUGGUCGAAUUGAUAAAAUACCAAGUGAACUACCAACAGCUGGAACACUAUUAAAUUUUUCAAAUGGAAAUAACAGCAUUGAUCUAUUUAUGCCACCAUUACAAAUUUGUGAUUUACAAAGAGAACUUGAUAAUUCAGCAUCAGGUACUGGGCUAGCAUUUAUUAUUUUUACUGAAGCAAUUAAUCAAUUUCCUGGUGCCCCAUUUUGGUCAGUAUUAUUUUUUUUAAUGUUAUUCACACUUGGUAUUGAUUCACAAUUUGGUACACUUGAGGGUGUUGUUACAAGUAUUGUUGAUAUGAAAUUAUUACCAAAUUUACGUAAAGAAAUUUUAACAGGUGGUAUAUGUUUAGCUUGUUGUAUAAUAUCAAUGGGUUUUGCACAUGGUGCUGGUAGUUAUGUUUUUGUAUUGUUCGAUAAUUUUAGUGGUAAUUUUCCACUAUUGAUAAUUGCAUUUUUUGAAUGUAUUGGUGUAUCAUAUGUUUAUGGUUUAAAACGUUUUGCUGAUGAUAUUGAAUUAAUGACUGGUAACAGACCAGGUUUAUAUUGGCUUAUUUGUUGGAAAUAUUUAAGUCCAUUGGCAAUGUUGAGUAUAUUAUUUGCUUCGUUUAUUGAAAUUGUUUAUAAGGGAAGUGGCUAUCAAGCUUGGGUUGCAACAAAAGGUAUCACUGAGAGACUUGAUUGGCCAACAUGGAGUCUUGUACUCUCAACAAUACUUAUUCUGGCUUCUGUUCUCUGGAUUCCAGCUAUUGCAAUAUUCAGAGCUUUUGGUGUUUUGAUCAUUGAAGACAACGCUAAAGCCUGGUUUCCGGCAGCUGAUUUAAAAGAAUUUCAUGGUAUUGUACCACACGAAGUGACAACUGCCGAGACAUUAUUAUUUUGUAUUAGAAGUGACGGAUCUGAAGGACUUUGUUGUCCAGUUAGUGAAGCUCAUGAUGAUGAUGAUGAUGAUGAUGAUGAUGAUGAUCUCACCUAGAAUAAUACAAUUUAUCAGCCAACAUUAUUAACACCAGAUUAAUAAUAAUUCAAUAUCAACAGUAAUUGGCUAAGUAUCACUGCAAUAACUAUUGUAAUUUAUUCAAAAUAAUAAUAAUUUCUUCCAUUUAAUUUAGAGAAAACAAAAACCAAAAACUUCUAAUAGAAAUAUUACAAUGCAAAAAAAUUAAUAACAAAAGUGUCAUUCAAAUGUUUAGCAAAGAAUUUUAAUUUGAUAGUUUGAAAAAAUAUAAACUCACUGAAAAAAUAGAAAAAACUAUUUCACAAUGAAAUUUUGAUAAUGAUGAUACUUAUAGCUGAUUGAAAAAGUCUUUUUAUAUUUUCUAGCUGAAUUAUUGUUCUUUAACUCGUAAUGAAAAAGUGGUCUUUUUUUAGCUAAACAUUUGAACUAAAUCUUUAUUUAUAAAAAAAUAUGAAUUUAACCUUUUUUUUUUUGAAGAGAAUUUUUAGUUUCUUUCUUUUGUUAAUAAUUAUUUUGAAUUUUAAUAUUUCUAUUGAGUCAUAUCGAAAUGUAAUAUCAAUUUUGCAAAUGAGUUUGAAUUUAUCAUUAUCAAUAUGAUCGACGAGUCAACUGUGUCAAUUAUGCUGUGAAAAAAAAAAAUGUUCGUCACGCCGAUCUGCCUGCAAAAAAAAAUGAAAAAAAAAAAAAAAACGUUUUUAAUCUUAAAAUUAUUUUUGAAUGUCAUAUCGUAUUGAAACACUUUUGCAUAUCGGAACUUUCAAAGGCAUAUCGCAAUAUUGUUUUAAAUUUUAAAAGCAAAAAAAAAGUUGAAUUUUGAUGAUAAUGAAAAUAUAUAAGUAAUAUAAAAUGUUUAAAUUUUAAGAAGUGGCCGUCCACGAUUGGCUUUGAUCUACUGCUGUAUAUUUUUUGCUGGUUUUAAAUAUUAUUUAUUUAUUAAAAAAAUAAUCUUUAAGUCUGAAAUCAAUAAACUUUGACAAAUAAUAAUUGGUGAUUAAAAAAAAUAAAUAAAGAAAAACAGAAUUGACAAAUAUAUAUAAUUAUAUACUAGACUAACUGGAAAUUUUUUCAAUUAAAAGAAAAAAAAACGAUUCAAAGAUAAUAUUUUUUGUUUUUAUUUAGUCAGUAAUAUACAAUGACAAAUCUUAUUGACAAUAAUUGUUAUAAAAAUUGCACUGCACUAUAUGCACUUACAACAACGAGGCCUAUGCAAUGUAAAAACGAAUGACGAUAAUUAAAUUACGCAUGAUUAAGGUUUAUGAUUAAUAUUGAAAUGAAAAAAAAUAAAUAAUAUUAUAAAUGUAUCCAUAGUUGAUUUCAAUUUAAAUUAUAUUUAUUAUUUAUAUCAUAUUGCUUGCCUUCUAACAAGAGUGUGAUGAAUUGAGUUGUUAUCAAAUUAAUUGAGAAUAUACCUAUAUAUUUCUCCAAUUGUUGCAUAAACAUAUCCUCUAAUCGUUAAAUAUAUUUAUAAAUGUUAAACAAUACUGAAAAACCAAAAGUAAUAAAUGAUUGUAUUUUUUUGAAUUGAUUUUAUAAAUAAAUCAUUGCAAAAAAAUUUAAAAAACUCUUAUGAAAUGAAAAUAAAAAUUUAAAUAUCAUCAUCGUAAUUUAAAUAAAACAAAAAAAAAUAUUAAUAAUAAAAUAUUAAUGAGAAAUAAAAAUAACGAAACAUGAAAAAAAUAAGACUAUAUUGUUAUUGCAAUAGUUAAUAGGAUUACAGUACUAUUUAAUAAUUAAUAAAAUUAAUAUUGUAUUGCUUAAAACUCGUUAAAACAUAUAUUCAGAUAAUCUUGUAAUUCCAAUAGGAAAGUAUGUUACACUGUAUGAUGACAAAAAAAAAAAAUGAAAUGAAAAAUUUAUAUAGAGUUUAAGAUUUUAUGCGCACAGUAUAUAACAUUCAAAUGAAAAUGAGAAUUUGAAAAUACGAAAAAAAAGUAUAUACAUCAGUGUAAGUUAUGAUAUUUAUAAAUUUUAAUUAUGGUAUAGAUUCAUAAUCGUGAGUAUAAACAAAUCUUUUAUUAAAUUUAUAGUACAUCCAUAUCGUCGAUAUAAUCUCAAAAAGCGUAAGUGCUAAGAAAAAUAUUUGGAAAGUAAAAGAGGACUUCAGAUCAACUUGGAUUUAGAUGUAUCAGAAUGAGUUGAGGCGGUAAAAAAAAAAAAAAAUUAAAUUAU